GUUUGAUGCGAUUGUAUCUGAUGAUGCUUUCAAAAAUUUGAAGCCUGCUCCUGAUAAUUUCUUGGCUGCAUCAUGGAUUUAUGAUCUUCCCAUUUGUGAGGUAGUUUCCAGAAUGUCCAAUGCUGCUUCGCUACCAUCCAGAAGUUGGAAUAUAAAUGUAAUCCAUCCUGUAGAUCUAUGUUUUAAGCUCCUUGAUAAUAUAAGUUUAGAGGAGGGAGCAAUGUGUGAGCCACCUAGUGUUGGUGUUCAUGCCUGUCGGCGUGCAAAUAUUGGUCCCAAGACAAAUAUAUUAGUUCUGGGAGCUGAACUAAUUGGGCUUGUCACACUGUUUGCUGCUCGUGCUUUUGGCGCCCCAAGAAUUGUUAUUGUGGAUGUAGAUGACUAUCGUCUUUCUGUCGCAAAAAAGUUAGGAGCAGAUGACAUCGUGAAAGUUUCAACUAAUAUUCAGAAAGCGAUGGGAUUUGGAAUCAAAGUGAGUUUUGACUGUGCUAGCUUUAACAAAACCAUGUCAACUGCCCUUGGUGCAACUCAUCCAGGCGGCAAAGUUUGCUUGGUGGGAAUGGGACAUCACGAGAUGACCGUUCCUCUCACUCCAGCUGCUGCAUCAUAG
Capsicum annuum is the source of this 610-nucleotide messenger RNA. RefSeq names its product sorbitol dehydrogenase-like. The record is from RefSeq and is a predicted model, not a curated record. Lineage: Eukaryota; Viridiplantae; Streptophyta; Magnoliopsida; Solanales; Solanaceae. The transcript has 3 exons. The annotation marks the transcript as partial.